CGGUAAUCCGCCGUAUUAUUUAGUGUUCGGGAGGGCAGCCAAACAUCGUCCGACCCGGAUUGAAUGCUUUUGCUCAACCCGAUUCGCGAUUCAGGGCGAAGGUGAGCUUAAAAUCGGGCCUAGAAUUUUUCAGUCUUACGACCCUGUAACAAGCAUGCGAGUUUAAUGCAUUACUUUAGGUUGUUCCUCCGAAGCCCUUCUCCAGCUACUCCUCGCUGGAUCUCCCUUCUUUUCUUUAAUUACUUGUCACCCCCUCCCUGGGUUGUCGUCUUAAUACUCUUAUAUACCCUUAUAUACCCUAUUCUUAUUCUUAAUUUUUAUACACCUAUUGUGAUACCCCACACCUAAUCCUGAGACUGAGCUUCUCAGCUUCACAUCACCAUGUCUCUCCUAGGGACGUUAAACCCUAAUGUUAAUCCCGAACGUACGGUGGCCGGGCAAGGCAUCGACAUUGAAGAGGAGGAAGCUCGAAUCGAAGCCAACAAGCAUGAUGGAGGCAGCCUGAGCACCGAUGACACAGCACUGGACCGAACACACGAAGUGGGCAACGAGGCCGUUGCCGACGAGGAAAUCACUCGCCUGGCCCAGCGAUUAACACGCCAGUCAACCGCCAACUCUGCCAUCGCCGGUGGUGAGAACCCGUUUCUUGAAACAAAAGAGGAUUCCACCUUGAAUCCUCACAGCCCGAACUUCAAGCCUCGGAAUUGGAUGAAGAACCUGCUGGCACUCAGCGCUCGCGACCCAGAAAGAUACCCCCGCCGUUCGGCAGGUAUUGCAUUCAAGAACCUCAGCAUUCAUGGAUUCGGCAGCCCAACGGAUUACCAAAAGGAUGUGUUCAACUCGGUUUUGCAAGUCGGAACCCUUUUCCGCGCCAUGACCGGCACCGGCAAGCAGAAGAUCCAGAUUUUGCGUGACUUUGAUGGUCUUGUCAAGAGCGGAGAAAUGCUCGUGGUAUUGGGCCGACCUGGAAGUGGUUGCUCAACUUUCCUGAAGACCAUGGCCGGCGAGAUGAACGGUAUUCACAUGGAUGAACAGUCUCAUCUGAACUACCAGGGUAUCACUGCCAAACAAAUGCGCAACCAAUUCCGAGGUGAAGCUAUCUAUACCGCCGAAACCGAUGUCCACUUCCCUCAGCUUUCUGUUGGCGACACUUUGAAGUUUGCGGCCCUUGCCCGAGCUCCUCGGAACCGUCUACCCGGUGUUACACGGGAACAGUAUGCAACGCACAUGCGGGAUGUCGUCAUGGCCAUGCUGGGUUUGUCGCACACGAUCAACACCAGAGUUGGAAACGACUUUGUCCGUGGUGUCAGUGGCGGUGAACGCAAGCGUGUUAGUAUUGCGGAGGCCACACUCAGUGGUAGUCCCCUUCAGUGCUGGGAUAACAGUACUCGAGGAUUGGAUAGUGCGAACGCACUGGAGUUCUGCAAGACUUUAAACUUGAUGACCAAAUAUGCCGGGGCUACUGUCGCUGUGGCUAUCUACCAGGCCUCUCAAAGCGCCUACGAUGUUUUCGAUAAAGUGACUGUCCUGUAUGAGGGCAGACAAAUCUAUUUCGGACGCACCGAUGAAGCCAAGGAGUUCUUCACCACCAUGGGCUUUGAGUGCCCUGAACGUCAGACAACAGCCGACUUCCUGACCUCCCUUACCAGCCCGUCUGAAAGACUUGUGAAGCCUGGUUUCGAGGGCAAGGUCCCCAGGACACCCGAUGAAUUUGCCGCUGCCUGGAAGAACAGCCAAGCACACGCAAACUUGAUGAGGGAAAUUGAGGAAUACGAAUCAACAUACCCUCUUGGUGGUGCAUCAGUGGACCGGUUUGUCGAAUCUCGCCGAGCGAUGCAGGCAAAGAACCAGCGUGUGAAAUCGCCCUACACAAUUUCUAUCAUGCAACAGAUCAACCUCUGUAUGGUUCGAGGCUUCCAGCGAUUGAAGGGUGAUGCCAGUUUGACCCUCAGUCAGUUGAUUGGAAAUUUCAUCAUGGCCUUGAUUAUUGGAAGUGUCUUCUACAACCUGCAACCCGAUACCCAGAGUUUUUACUCCCGUGGAGCUUUGCUUUUCUUUGCUGUUUUGCUUAAUGCGUUUUCUAGUGCGCUCGAGAUCUUGACCUUGUACGCACAACGUCCUAUAGUCGAGAAACAAUCCCGUUACGCCAUGUAUCAUCCGUUCGCCGAAGCCGUCGCCUCAAUGUUAUGUGACAUGCCAUACAAGAUUCUUAAUGCAAUUACGUUCAACGUUACGCUCUAUUUCCUUACGAAUCUCCGACGUGAGCCUGGCGCAUUCUUCGUGUUCCUUCUCUUCACCUUUAUCGUCACUAUGACCAUGUCUAUGCUCUUCCGAACGAUCGCUUCUGCUUCUCGGACCCUAUCUCAGGCUCUGGUGCCCGCUGCUAUCCUCAUUUUGGGUUUGGUCAUUUACACUGGUUUCACAAUUCCCACUCGAAACAUGCUUGGCUGGUCCCGAUGGAUGAACUAUAUCAAUCCCAUCGCGUAUGGCUUCGAAAGUUUGAUGGUCAACGAAUUCCAUAACCGGAAAUUCGAAUGCGGUGAUGCAUUGGUUGUCCCAAGGGGUGAUGGAUAUGAUAACUUGCCAUGGGCAAACAAGGUUUGCUCCACGGUUGGAUCGGUCGCCGGAAACAAGGAAGUCCAUGGAAACGACUAUCUCAGCCAGAGCUUCCAGUACUACGCAAGCCACAAAUGGCGAAACUUGGGUAUUAUGAUUGCCUUCAUGAUCUUUUUCCUGGUCCUUCAUUUGGCUGCUACCGAGUACAUCUCUGAAGCCAAGUCCAAGGGAGAAGUGUUGCUUUUCCGCCGCGGUCAGGCUCCUCGUGGCAAUGGAUCGGAUGAUCUUGAGGUUACCCAACAGGUGGCCCCUGCUGAGAAGACCGAAGAAUCGCACGAGCAAAAGGCUGGUGCUGGAAUUCAGAGACAAGAGGCUAUCUUCCACUGGCAGGAUGUGUGCUACGACAUCAAGAUUAAGGGUGAACCUCGCCGUAUUCUCGACAAUGUUGAUGGUUGGGUCAAACCGGGUACAUGCACUGCUCUCAUGGGUGUUUCUGGUGCUGGUAAAACAACGCUUUUGGAUGUCCUUGCCACUCGUGUCACUAUGGGUGUUGUCACUGGUGAAAUGUUGGUUGACGGCCAGCCCCGAGACCAAUCUUUCCAACGGAAGACGGGUUACGUGCAGCAGCAGGAUCUUCACCUUCACACAACCACAGUCCGUGAGGCACUUCGAUUCAGUGCAGUUCUUCGUCAACCUGCCCAUGUCAGCCGCCAAGAGAAACAUGACUACGUUGAGGAGGUUAUUAAGCUCCUCGGAAUGGAAUCCUAUGCUGAUGCUGUUGUCGGUGUUCCUGGUGAAGGUCUCAAUGUUGAACAACGUAAACGUCUUACCAUUGGUGUUGAACUGGCAGCCAAACCCCAGCUGCUUCUGUUCCUCGAUGAGCCUACUUCCGGUCUUGACAGUCAGACUUCUUGGUCUAUUCUCGAUCUCAUCGACACCCUUACCCAACAUGGUCAGGCUAUUCUGUGCACUAUUCACCAACCGUCUGCUAUGCUUUUCCAACGUUUCGAUCGUCUGCUGUUCCUCGCCAGGGGUGGUAAGACCGUCUAUUUCGGCGACAUUGGAGAAAAGUCAUCUACUCUGGCUAGCUACUUUGAGAGGAACGGAGCCCCGAAACUGCCCGCUGAUGCAAACCCUGCUGAAUGGAUGCUUGAAGUUAUUGGAGCCGCCCCUGGAUCGCACAGUGAUAUUGACUGGCCUGCUGUUUGGCGCGAGAGUCCUGAACGCAAAGCGGUGCAUGGCCACCUGGCUGAAAUGAAAGCAACAUUGCCACAGAAAUCGGCCGGAAAAACCGAUGCUGAUCCCAGCAGCUACAACCAAUUUGCAGCCCCAUUCACCGUGCAGCUCUAUGAGUGUCUGGUUCGUGUCUUUUCGCAAUACUGGCGGACGCCCAUCUACAUCUACUCGAAGACGGCUCUCUGUAUUCUCACCUCGAUCUACAUCGGUUUCUCCUUCUUCCAUGCGAAAAACAGUCAACAGGGUCUCCAGAACCAGAUGUUCAGUAUAUUCAUGUUGAUGACCAUCUUUGGUAACCUGGUUCAACAGAUCAUGCCUAACUUCUGUACUCAGCGUUCCUUGUACGAGGUUCGUGAAAGACCUUCGAAGACCUACUCAUGGCAAGCCUUUAUGACCGCCAACAUUCUCGUCGAGCUUCCAUGGAACAGUUUCAUGGCCGUCAUCAUCUAUGUUUGCUGGUACUACCCCAUUGGACUCUACCGGAAUGCCGAGGAAACAAACUCCGUCCACGAACGUGGAGCACUGAUGUUCCUCCUCAUCCUCACCUUCCUCCUCUUCACCUCGACUUUCGCGCAUAUGAUCAUCGCGGGUAUCGAACUCGCAGAAACAGGCGGUAACCUGGCCAACUUGUUCUUCUCCCUUUGUCUGGUCUUCUGUGGUGUCCUCGCAACCCCCGAACAACUCCCCGGGUUCUGGAUUUUCAUGUAUCGUGUCUCUCCAUUCACAUAUCUCGUAUCCGCAAUGCUUUCCACCGGUGUCGGAAACGCACAGGCCACCUGCGAACCCGUCGAAUUCAUCUCCUUCGACCCUCCCUCCGGUACAACUUGCUACAACUACAUGCAGCCUUACAUCGAGGCCGCGACAACUGGAUACCUCCAGAACCCGAACGCCACCAGCGAUUGUUCCUUCUGCACCAUCUCCUCGACCAACGCUUACCUGGCCCAGGUCGAUGUCUACCCCAAGGACAGCUGGCGGAACUUUGGCCUCAUGUGGGUCUACAUCGUCUUCAACAUCUUCGGAGCUGUUUUCAUCUACUGGCUUGCUCGUGUCCCCAAGGGUAACAAGACCAAGAAAACUAACUAGGGGCCUUUUUAAUUUUUUCUUUUCUUUUUUUCCCAUAACCAUUUACUGCUUUCCCCUCCUGCAUCCUUUCUUUGAAUAAAAAGAAUGAAUUCAUGAUGUUGAUUAUGUGGUGGAAAUUACUCGUUUUUGGAUGUACCACAAUUUUCUUUUAAUGUUAGAUGUUUUGCUACUUUGGCGGACAUGGAAUUUCAGUGUUGUUUUCUAACCUUUUCUCUUCUCUGUGCAUAUUGGAUUAUAUGGAUUUUGUCUUUGGCGAUUUGCAUCCAUUUCAUACAUAGGCUUCUUAUUUUGCCUACAUUGCUAAAAUUCACGUUUUAAACUUGCUAGAUACACUGGACAUAAUAUAGCUAGCUCAAUUAAAUUAAGUCUACAAAAUUUACUACAAGUGAAAUUCCUGCAUACU
This is a messenger RNA of Aspergillus wentii DTO 134E9, 5278 nucleotides long. RefSeq names its product pleiotropic drug resistance family ABC transporter. The coding region runs from base 382 to 4875 and encodes 1497 amino acids. Gene Ontology annotation, biological process: xenobiotic detoxification by transmembrane export across the plasma membrane. The transcript is spliced from 5 exons. Gene Ontology annotation, cellular component: membrane. The record is from RefSeq and is a predicted model, not a curated record. Gene Ontology annotation, molecular function: ATP hydrolysis activity; ABC-type transporter activity; ATP binding. NCBI's taxonomy places the organism in Eukaryota, Fungi, Ascomycota, Eurotiomycetes, Eurotiales, Aspergillaceae.